AUGCAUUGCGUGCAUCGUAAAGAUCCAAAAUGGCGGGAAUAUAGGGACUGUUCUCCCGGGCUGUUCUCGAAAAUGGCGGAUAGCAGGGUUUCAUCGUGGAAAGAAGACAAUCUCCUUAAAGGUGCACUGCAGAAGUAUGUCAAACAAGGCCUCAAACGCGAAGAAGCGAUCGAUUUUUUACGGAGAGACUUUCCUCAAUACGCCUGGAGUAUCCGAACACUCGACAGACGUUUACGCCAUUUCGAAGUUUAUUACAGGGAUGACACUGUUUCGGUUGAAGAUGUUAAAGAGGCUGUUAAAAAGGAAUUGGAAGGACCAGGAAAGCUAUUGGGAUAUAGAAGCAUGCACAAGAAAAUAAGACAAAAAUAUGACUUGUUAGUUACGCGAGAUCAAGUUUACGAUGUGAUGUCUGAUCUUGACCCCGAUGGACUUGCUGCUCGCGGAGGCGUUGGAGCUAAGAAGGCAAGGCGAAAGAAAGGAAACUUCUCUUCGAAAGGACCAAACUGGGUCCACUCCCUGGACGGUCAUGAUAAAUUAAUGGGUUUCCAAAAUUCCACAUUUCCGAUUGCUAUUUAUGGCUGCUUAGAUACAGCCAGCAGAAAGCUGCUAUGGUUGCGAGUUUGGAAUAAGAACUGUGACCCGCAAUUGAUUGGUUGUUGGUACUUGGAGCAUAUAAUGGAGACCAAGGUAAUUCCUGCGAUGAUCAGGAUCGACAAAGGUACAGAAACAGGCACCAUGGCCACAAUUCAUGCCUUUCUUCGUAGACAUCACACUGACGUUGUGGAUCCUGCAGACACAAUUUUGUAUGGUCCAUCAACUUCAAACCAAGUAAGUAAGCUCAUCUCUCAAGUGCUGUCUAAUUAUAUUAUGUGAGUGUGCCAAAUUAGUUAACGAGUCUUUCGGUGACUUUAUUUGAGUGCCAGGAAAAGUAUUAUUGUUGUUUGUUAUUUCAUCAUUCCCUCAGUAACAAGUAAUAUUUUAAUCCACCCUAUCAUCUGAUUUCCGGCAAAUGCACAUUUCACAAAAUGUCAUUUAAAAAAACGUUUUCCUCUAGAUCGAAAGAUGGUGGAAAGAAUUACACGAAAGAAUGGAAAAAUUUUUCAAAAGUCAGUUAAGAUGGCUUAAAGAUCAAGGGCAUUAUGACCCACAUGAUGAUAUUGACAGGUGAGAAUGGGCAAGUCUCCCCUCCACCUCCACCUCCACCCCACACGCACACAUACACAGGCUAUUCAUUUCAAGGGUUUGUUUUAAACUCCAAAAGUGACAUUGAGUUAUUGUUUUAGAAUAUGUUGCAGUUUUGCUAGGGCAUGGCACGUGGGUGAUUGAAAGCUCAAUCAACAUAAACAUUAUUUUGCCUAAAGUUAAUAUACAUACAUUUUUUAUAACAAAUUAAUUAAUUUCUGUGUGAAUGCAAUAACACAUCCCCUCCCCCUAAAGCUUAUAUAUACUCGAGUCAAAUAGAUAUGGUUGAGGGGGCCCAGGAAAAAUUUUUGUUAGGGAACCCCCCCCCCCCCAAAAAAAAAAAAAAAAAAAAAAAAAAAAAAACUUGCUGGCUUAUAUAUUGUAAUUGAAACUACCUAUACACCAAGGUGUUUGUUACCUUUGCUUAUUUUGUUUUCCUACAUAGGAAGCUUCUUUCUUUUAUUAUGGUUCCUGUGGUUCAGAGAGAGCUAGAUACAUUCAAGGAGAUGGUGUGGAAUUCCCACAGGAUCAGAGCCCAGAAGGACACAGUUUUACCAGAUGGGGUCCCAAACCAUAUUUACAGUUUUCCUCAGAAAUAUGGGCUUGAAGAAUGCGGUAAAAAAAUUAUAAGGUUUUGUCAAAACUGGUUUUGGGAUAUUUCUGUUUUAUUCAAAGUGAACUAUGGCAUAGUUAUAAUGCUUCAACAAUCAACCAAUGAUAAUUUAUUUGUAGAAAUUUCAAGGCAUAAUUUUAUUGCCCAGAAGGAAAUUAUUUGUUGCUAAAAUCUUUGGGCCUGAAAGUCGCAUAUCUAUAAAAACCUAAUGUGGUGCUGACACUGCCAGUCACACUAGAUGAUGAAUGCUAACAUUGUUUUCUAUUGGCAAUGUGCAGGUCUUCAAGUAACUGAUGAUCAACUAAAAGAAGCUGCUGUCCAGUCAGGCAUCCUUACUGUUGAUGAUGACUUUCUCGCCCCUGAGUUCAGAGCAGAGUGUGAACGAAUCAUUGACACUGACCGUGGAUGA
Molecule: messenger RNA, 2204 nt
Organism: Pocillopora meandrina
Lineage: Eukaryota; Metazoa; Cnidaria; Anthozoa; Scleractinia; Pocilloporidae
Source: the annotation of a GenBank genome assembly